Messenger RNA from Cyphellophora europaea CBS 101466, 450 nucleotides. RefSeq lists its product as uncharacterized. Lineage: Eukaryota; Fungi; Ascomycota; Eurotiomycetes; Chaetothyriales; Cyphellophoraceae. The transcript has a single exon. The record is from RefSeq and is a predicted model, not a curated record. The coding region runs from base 1 to 450 and encodes 149 amino acids.
AUGCUCGAGGCUCUCGGACUCUGGUCCCUUCUCAUCACUCUGCUCCUGACCGUCGCCGCUGCAUCACCACUACGGCAGACUGAACCCAUCUCCCCGUCGAAGCCAUACCUCGUUACACGUUCGCCAGUCAGUGCCGCUGCUUUCCAAGAUGACUGGCCCACCAACGUGGUGAUGGUUGGUGGUGCAGAGACCUAUGGAAUGUGGGUUCCUCAGGACGGCGACUGGCACGACACCUCAGAUUUCUCUUGCCUCGAUGUACCAGCAUACAACAUCGUCAACUGCGCAGCCGUCACAAUUGACAACAUCGGCGUAGUCAGCGGCUACGGUCCAUGCACACUCAAAGGCUCUACAGGAUGGCAAGCCACCCUCUCCGGCGCCUCCGGGUCCGGCUACACCACCGUUGGCCCACCACAGACAAUCGUUCAGGUACAAUGUGCAGCCGACGAUUGA